Messenger RNA from Entelurus aequoreus (snake pipefish), 20840 nucleotides. It is a transcript of the gene obscna, whose product is annotated as obscurin, cytoskeletal calmodulin and titin-interacting RhoGEF a. Gene Ontology annotation, molecular function: protein binding; ATP binding; guanyl-nucleotide exchange factor activity. NCBI's taxonomy places the organism in Eukaryota, Metazoa, Chordata, Actinopteri, Syngnathiformes, Syngnathidae. The record is from RefSeq and is a predicted model, not a curated record. The coding region runs from base 135 to 20606 and encodes 6823 amino acids. Gene Ontology annotation, biological process: protein phosphorylation. The transcript is spliced from 88 exons.
AUGUCAUAGACCUGUUCAGGUGUUGGUGUGAGGAUGGACCUUCUUCCAGCACACCUGAGUUAAAGUGUUGAUGUUUACCUGUGGACCAUUGUGUAUCCUGGGCCAGAGAGGAAGUCCAGCCAUCAGCAGGCAGCAUGGCAGACCACAUACCUGGAGGAAUAGUAGCAGCUGCAAAGAAGCGUGUCCAGGUGGUGAAAGGCCUGGAGGAUGUGGAAGUGAGCGAGUGCGAGAGCUGCUCCUUGGAGGUGACCCUCAACUUGGCCUACAUGGAGGGAGUGUGGACCAGGGAUGGGCUGCAGCUCAAGUCCAAGCCCAACUGUCGCAUGAGCGCACACGGGAAGACGCACGCCCUCGUACUGAGCCGCGUGGCUCUGGCGGACGCCGGCCUGAUCUCCUUUCACACCAACGGCAUCGAGACGUCUGCUCGACUCUCUGUCACAGCUCGGGACAUCCAGAUGGUAAAGGAGCUGGAGGAUGUGGACACCAUGGAGCGCCAGUCCGUCAGCUUCCUGUGUGAAGUCAACCAGGAGGAUGUGGAGGGCCGCUGGUACAGGGAUGACUGCAGGAUCCGACACGGGGACAACAUAAAGAUCAGACAUCAGGGUAAAAUCCACACCUUGUCUUUUAAGUCUGUCAGACCGGAGCACGCUGGCCAGAUCCGAUUCUCUGCCCAGCGAGUCUGGUCUUGUGCCACUCUUACAGUCAAAGAGCUCCCGGUCCAAAUAGUGCGCCCCCUGAGGGUCAAGAUCGCCAUGUACCACCACCGGGGUCUGCUGGAGUGCCAGGUUUCCCGGGCCAACGCUCAAGUCCGAUGGUACAAGAACAGGAGGGAGCUCCAGUCCGGCAAAAAGUACCAACUGAUCUGCCAAGACGUCUUCAGGCAGCUCACCAUCGACGACGUAUGCUCCUCGGAUGAAGACACCUACAUCUGCGACGCGGGAGAUGACAAAACAUCUUGCCAGCUUCUGGUGGAGGAGCAGGCUAUCAGCAUCAUUCGGGGGAUGAGCUCCGUGGGACUGAUGGAACCAGAGCCUGCGCUCUUCCAAGUGGAGACCAGCCUGAAGUCCGGGAGACCGCCCAGGUGGACCCUGAAUGGCAAAGUGCUGGAGCCCAGCGAAGAGGUGGAUAUCUACAGGGAGGGAACCCUGCACAGCCUGUGCCUCGUUUCCACAGAGACCUCCAUGUCGGGGCCGGUGGUUUUCGUUGCUGGCAAGAGUCGUUCUUCUGCUCAGCUUACAGUGAAAGAGAGACCCCUCCAAGUUGUGCGCAGUUUGGAGGACGUGGAAGCCAAAGAGAAGAGCUCUGUGACGCUGCGCUGUGAGUUUGCGCCCUCCCCCAGGGCGGUGCGCUGGUUUAAAGGUCGCACGGCUCUGAAGACCUCAAACAAAUACUGCAUGAGGAGAGAGGGCAAGCGUGCGGAGUUGACCAUCCAUGGGCUGGUUGGAAUGGAUGCAGGCCAGUAUCGCUGCACGGCGGGGGGCUCACAGAGCACGGCGCAUCUCAAAGUUGAAGUGCGGAAGCUGAAGUUAGUGAGACACCUUGAACCUGCGGAAAUCGAAGAGGACGGCGUCGCCACUUUUGCAUGCGAGCUCAACUACGUGGUGGCCCACGUGGAGUGGCUCCUCAACAAUGUCCGCCUCUACUCCAACGCCGUCAACAGGAUCCAGCACAUGGGCACCAUGCACAGCCUGACCAUGAAGAAGCCCAGGCCCCAGCACAGCAGGAUUACCUUUAAAACCGGCCCCCUUUCUCAGACAACCACUCUGAACGUCAAAGAGCGACCUGCAGUCUUCCUAAAACCUCUGGAGGAUGCAGUUGGAGAAGAGCAAGGGGAGGUCAGCCUCCAGUGUGAAGUUUCCAAAGAGUCUGUGAUCCCAGUCUGGCGCAAGGAUGGCAUUGUCCUGAGAACUGAUGAGAAACAUGAGCUGUGCCAGUAUGGGAAGUCCGUGGCGCUGAUUAUUCAUUGCUUGAGCAAAGAUGACGCUGGACAUUACACCUGUGAUCUGGGUACCAGCCAGACCAAAGCUAAAGUUUCUGUGCACGACUUGCAUAUCACUCUUGUACAGCGCUUGAAGACAACGUCCGUGUUAGAAGGUGAAAACUGUUAUUUUGAGUGUCACCUUUCCCACAAUCUCAGUGAUGAGCCCUCCUGGACCCUCAACGGUCAGGUGGUUGUCUCCAACACUCGUUUCCAGGUUGUAAACAAUGGUUGCAAGUACAAGUUGACCAUUAAAGACGCGGUUCUAUCUGACGCUGGUGACGUAGUCUUUACAAUCAAGGACCUAAGCUGCAGGACUGUGCUCUUUGUCAAAGAGAGGCCAGUGCACAUUUUUAGGGAUCUCCUUAAUGUCAAGACUGUGCCAGGUGAGGAUGCAGAGCUGAGCUGUGAGAUCACCAAACCCGAGGUCACCAUCCAUUGGCUGAAAAACGGUCAUUCAAUAAGACAGAAUCCCAAAUAUAGAAUGAGUGUGGAGAAGAACCUGGCAAGGCUGAUAAUUAAGAAUACCACAAUCAGGGAUUCGGGGGAAUACUGCUGUCAGGCCGAUGGGGUUGCAUCUCGUGCCAAGCUAGAGGUUAGAGAACUUCAACACACCUUUGCGAGGGAGUUAAGGGAUACCCAAGCAGAGGAAAAGGGUAAAGUGACUCUAGAGUGUGAGACAAGGCGGCCAGCCAAGCGAGUGAUCUGGUUGAAGGGCAUGAUGGAGCUGAGGUCUGGUAGGAAGUAUGUCAUGAGGCAGAAGGGUGUGCUGCUGUCACUCACCAUCACCUAUCUGGAGAAGUUGGACACGGAUAUCUACACGUGCGAUGUCGGGACCAUGCAGAGCCGUGCACAGCUGACUGUGCAAGGUCAGAGAGUGGUGAUCCUGGAUGAACUGGAGGACGUUGAGUGCCUUGAAGGCGACACUGUCACGUUCAGGUGCCAAAUCUGUCCCAGUGACUACACGGGCGUGAAGUGGUACCUGGAUGAGACUUUGCUCUACAACAAUAAGCUGAACGAGAUCCAGAUGUUGUCGGGGGGCUACCACACACUCACGUUUAGACAGCUGGCACGCAAAGACACUGGCACCAUCUCGUUUUCAGCCAGCGACAAACGAUCCUACGCCUCACUGUUGGUGAGAGAGAGACGUCCGACCAUCUGUAAAGCGCUAGAGGACUGUGAGGCUAUUGAAGGAGGCGGUCUCAUUUUGUUUUGUGUGACGUCGAAGCCGUGUCACAUCAUGUGGUACAAAGACGGCUGCCUGAUGUGGAGCUCGUCGAGGUAUUUUGCGAGCCGUUCGGGGUGUGAGGCUCGACUGACCAUUCGGGAGGUCUCUCAAAGUGACGCCGGGGUAUAUGAGUGCAGUGCUGGCUCUGUCACAACAAGGGCUGUAAUCACCGUCAAAGCCAUCCCAGCCGAGUUCACUCAGCCUCUACAGAGCGUAGAGGCCCAAGAGGGUGAGACUGCUACCCUGACCUGUGAGUACUCUCUGCCGGGGGUCCAGUUUCACUGGAGAAAAGGUGUGGAGAGCCUCAGGUCCGGAGAUAAGUAUGUGAUGAAACAAAGAAAGACCAUCAAUUCUCUCAUAAUCCGAGCUCUCAAACCUGACGACUCGGGGGAGUACACGUGUCAGUGCAGAGGUCACCACACUACAGCAAGCCUCAAAGUACAAGCCAUUCCUGUUACAUUCACACAACACCUGAAGAACAUGCAAGCCGAGGAAGGCAGUAAUGUCAUAUUGCGCUGUGAACUCUCUAAACCUGGAAUACCGAUAGAAUGGAGGCGGGGACAAGAAGCGUUGAGGAAUGGAGUGAAGUACCAGAUGAGGAGAUGGGAGACAACCGUGGAGCUUUUGAUAUGGAAGUCUGUGCCCGAGGACAGUGGCAUUUACAAAUGCUUGUCCGCUGAUCAGCUCACAUCCGCCACUGUCAAAAUCACUGCUCAACCGCUCACCUUCAAGCAGAAGCUGCGCAACGUGACUAUCGAGGAGGGCAACACCGCGACUUUACGCUGUGAGCUUUCCAAAGCGUCUCUCUUUGUGGAGUGGAGGAAGGGCGAUGAGCUCAUCAGGCAUGGAGACAAAUACCACAUUCGCCAGAGAGACUCGCUGAUUGAACUGAGGAUCCAGGAUGUGACGCCAGAGGACAGUGACAUCUACACGUGCAUUUGUGGGAGCAUCGAGACCACGGCAACCGUCACUGUGAAUGUGGUCCCCGUGGCCUUCAAGCAAAAGCUGAAGAACCUCCAAGCGGAGGAGGGACACAACGUCACGCUGUCUUGCGAGGUCUCCAAAGCUGGCAUGCCGGUGGAAUGGCGGCUGGCUGGGGAGCUGCUGGAGGAAGGAGAGAAGUACCAGAUGAAGCAGAGGGGAUGCAUGCUGGAGCUGACCAUCGCUGAUGCUCUACCAGAGGACAGCGGCGUCUACGUGUGUGUCUGUCGAGACCAGAAGACCAAGGCAACGGUUAAAGUUGUUGCUGUUCCUGCUACGUUUAAAGGGACGCUGAAAAACCAAGAGACAGACGAGGGCAAAAGUGUGACGUGGCGCUGUGAACUGUCCAAAAAGGACGCCACAGUCCAAUGGCAGAAAGACGGACAGGUGCUAUCCGAGGAGAUGUGGGCCAGGAAAUAUCAGAUCAAGCUGGAAGGGAAGACGGCCGAGUUGACCGUCGCCAACGUCCAAGUGGAGGACGCAGGAAGGUACUCCUGUGUCACAGGGGAUGAGAGAACCAGCGCCGAGCUCAAAGUGAAGCCGCUUCCUGUCACCUUCAAACGACAACUCCAGAACGUGGAGGUGAAGGAAGGUGGCAGCGCGGUUUUGUGCUGCGAGCUCUCCAAGCCUGGGGCUCCUGUGGAGUGGCGGCGAGGACGAGUGCAUCUGAAGAGCGGAGGCAAAUACGAGAUGAGGCAGGAGGGGCCUUACACCAAGAUGACCGUCAACAACGUGGAGGAGAGCGAUGCCGGGAAAUACAUCUGUAAGACCAAGGACAGCCAGUCCACUGCCGAGCUCACAGUCCAAGGUUUGGCGCCACGUUUCACGCUGCUGCUGGCAAACCAGGAGGCGAGCGAAGGCAGCAGCGUGUUUUUACGCUGCGAGCUCAACAAAGCCGCCUCCUCGGUGGAAUGGAGGAAAGGAGGCUCGCUGCUGAGGCAGGGGGACAAGUACCAGAUGAGGAGGAAGGAUUUGCAGCUGGAGAUGACCAUUGGACAGGUGGCCCUGGAAGACGCCGGGGAUUACACCUGCACAUGCGGUCAGGAGAGUACCACAGCCCGGGUGGCCGUGAAUGAACGACCUGUCCGAUUCCUCCGAGAGCUGAGUAACGUGGAAGUGCAGGAGGGUAACGCUGUAGCGCUUUGCUGCCAGCUCUCCAAAGCGGAGCUGACUGCUCAGUGGAUGAAAGGAUACCGAGUGUUAACCAACGGCGAGAACUACCAGCUGACGCAAAGAGGCUCCACCAUGGAACUGCUCAUCAGGAAGAGCCAGCCCGAGGACAGCGGCCUGUACUGCUGCGUUUGUCAAGACAUUAAAACAACCGCUACCAUCAUAAUCACCGCAAUUCCAGUGAUUUUCAAGCAAAAGCUGAAGGACCAGGAAGUGGUGGAGGAGAGCAGUGUGAUGCUCCACUGCGAGCUCUCCAAACCAGGAGUCCCGGUAGAGUGGCGGAAAGAUGCUCAACUCCUGAGUGAGGGAGCCAAAUGUCAGCUAAAGCAGGAGGGAAGGGUGUGUGAGGUGCUGAUGAGAGACGUAACGCUCAAGGAUGCUGGUGAAUACAGCUGCUCGGUUGGUACAGCUGUGACGUCAGCUGAUAUCAAAGUAAGAGAACUUCCUGUCACGUUCAAGCAAGAAAUUCAGAACUUGGAGGUGAAGGAAGGUGACAGCGGAGUGUUCUGUUGUGAGUUGUCCAAACCUGGAGCUCCGGUGGACUGGAGGAAAGGAAGAGUGAUCCUAAAGCCUGGUUAUAAAUACGAAAUGAAGCAGGAGGGACAUUUCACCAAACUCAUCGUCAACAACGCAGAGGAGAGUGAUUCUGGGAAAUACACCUGCAAGACGAAAGACAGCCAGUCAACUGCUGAGCUGCUGGUAAAAGCACCUCCCAUCACGUUCAAAACCAAACUGAAGAACCAGGAAGUGGAGGAGGAGAACAGCGUGAUGUUGACGUGUGAACUGUCCAAACCUGGCCUGGCUGUGGAGUGGAGGAAGGGACAAGAGCUACUGAAAAAUAAUUUCAAGUACCAGAUAAAAAAUCGAAACAGCAUGUUGGAGCUGACUAUUAAAAACAUACAACUGGAGGACAGUGGGGUCUACAGCUGUGUCUACGGCGACGUCAAGACCAUAGCCAACAUCGAUGUUACACCUAUACCCCUCACCUUUAAGCUGGGUUUGAAGAACCAGGAAGCUGCUGAGGGAGGAAACAUAACCCUUAGAUGCGAACUUUCUAGGACUGGAGUAGCUGUGCAGUGGUGGAAGGGGGAGGACCAGCUGCAUCAAGGCGGAAGGUAUCAGAUGACUCUGAAGGAGAACAUAGCUGAGAUGAUCAUCAAAAACACCCAGCCGGAGGACGUUGGGGAGUAUAGUUGUGUCCUUGGCGAGCAGAAGACCACAGCGGAAGUGAACGUGCGAGCAGCGGCAUCUGUGUUCUUCGAGAAAGAGCUGGACAGCCAAGCGGUGAUGGAGGGCAAAUCGGUGCUGCUGUCGUGUGAAGUUUCUAGCGCUAACGUCCCAGUCACUUGGAAGAAAGACAACGCUGUGGUUGAAGAAGGCGAACGAGUGACUAUAACAAAAAAAGGACCUACGCAUAUGCUUGAGAUCAAGCAGCUGUGUUUAGAAGAUGCUGGUGAAUAUUGUUGCAUCACCAGGGGAAAGAAGACCACUUCUAAGUUGGUUGUAAGAGAGCGAGUGCGAAUUGUGACGGAGCUUAAAGAUGUUACGGUGACAGCGGGGGAGGACGCAGAGUUUGUGUGCGAGCUCAGUCACGUGAACGUGAGCGAGGGUAUGUGGUGGCUCGGCUCCAGUCCACUGCAGAGGAACGAGAUGAACCAGAUGACAUGCCAGGGCCGUCAACACAGACUGCUGCUUACCAUGACAACACCUGAGGAGACGGGAACUGUGGCAUUUGUGGUCGGGGAGGAAAGGACCUCUGCAAGUCUUCUAGUGGUACCAAAGGUCAAAGUUCUAUUUGAGGAGGUGCCUAAAGAUGUGACAACCAUGGAGGGAGAGACAGCUACUUUGUCCUGCACAACCUCGGACUUCAGAAGCACUGUUACCUGGAGGCGGAACCACAUUCCUCUCAAAAACAGCGAUAAAUUUGAAAUGCGUAAGGAAGGAAAAGUCAGCCUACUGCUCAUCCAUGCUGUGGACUCUCUGGAUGUUGGAGUCUACUGUUGCGAUACAGGAGACGUGCAGGCCACUGCCAAGAUUACCGUGACAGAGCUCCCUCCAUUUUUCCAGGAAGAGUUGCAGAGUGUUGAGAGUGAGGAGGGAAGCUCAGUUAUUCUGUACUGCGAGCUGUCCAAACUUGAGAUGCUGGUGCAAUGGAAGAAAAACAGACUGCCACUGCGGGCCGGCAGGAAGUACGAGAUGACACAAGAUGGCUGCCUUCUCCAACUUCACAUCAAGGAGCUGAAGCUUGAGGACAGCGGCAGCUACACGUGUCAAGCGGGAAGUGCGGAAACAACUGCAGCUGUUACAGUCAAAGAAUUGCCUCCAUUCUUCAAGAAAGAUUUGCAAAAUGUGGAGCCGGAUGAGGGAGAUUCAGUCUCUCUGAGCUGUGAGCUGUCUAAACCUGGAGCCCAAGUGCAAUGGAAGAAGAACAGACUGCCUGUGAGGGCCAACAGAACAUAUGAGAUGAAGCAAGAUGGCUGCCUCCUGCAACUCUACAUUAAAGAGAUCAAACCUGAGGACAGUGGAAGCUACACGUGUCAAGCAGGAGGUGCAGAAACCACUGCAAAUGUGAGAGUGAAAGAACUUCCAGCAUUUUUCAACGAAAACCUACAGAACGUAAAGGCUGAAGAGGGCGGUACUGCCUGUCUGUGUUGUGAGCUAUCAAAGCCAGAAGCCACAGUGCAGUGGAAGAAGAACAAGUUGCCUAUAAGAGCCGGCAGCAAGUAUGAGAUGAGGCAGGAUGGGUGCUUCCUCCAGCUUCGUAUUAAGGAGCUUCAACCUGAGGACAGUGGUCGUUACACAUGUCAAGCAGGAAGUGCUGAGACAACUGCCACUUUGUCAGUAAAAGAACUGCCUCCAUUCUUUGUGACAAACAUACAAAAUAUUGAGAUGGAAGAGGAAAGUUCAGUCUCUCUAAGCUGUGAGUUGUCUAAACCUGGACUGUCAGUCCAAUGGAAGAAAAACGGGCUGCCACUGAGGGCCAACAGGAAGUAUGAGAUGAAACAAGAUGGCUGCCACCACCACCUCAACAUCAGUGAGCUAAAACUCGAGGACAGUGGCAUGUACACAUGUCAAGCAGGAAAUGCAGAGACAAUUGCAACUGUGUCCGUAAGAGAGCUUCCAAUGUCAUUCAACGCUGACUUAGAAAAUACAGAGAUGGAGGAAGGAGAUACAGCCAUCCUGAACUGUGAGUUGUCUAAACCUGGAGUGUCAGUGCAAUGGAAGAAGAACAGACUGCCCCUGAGGGCCAACUGGAAGUACGAGAUGAAACAAGAUGGCUGCUUCCUUCAGCUCAAAAUUAAUGACCUCAAACUAGAAGACAGUGGACGUUACACAUGUCAAGCAGAAAGUGCGGAGACUGUAGCCACUUUAGAAGUAAAAGAGUUGCCUCCAUUAUUUGUGACUGAUUUACAAAGUAUGGAGAUGGAGGUCGGCGGUUCUGUUUCUCUGAGAUGUGAGCUGUCCAAACCUGGAGUGCCAGUGCAAUGGAAGAUGAACAAAUUGCCUUUGAGGGCAAACAAGAAGUAUGAGAUGAAACAAGAUGGCUGCCUCCUUCAGCUCAACAUUAAUGAUCUCAAACCAGAAGACAGUGGAAGCUACACUUGUCAAGCAGAAAGCGCAGAGACCGUGGCCACUUUGUCAGUGAAAGAGCUGCCUCCAUCAUUUGUGACAGACUUACAAAGUAUGGAGAUGGAGGAAGGAGGUUUGGUCUCUCUAAGAUGUGAGCUUUCUAAACCUGGAGUGUCAGCACAAUGGAAGAAGAAUAGCCUGCUUUUGAGGCCAAACAGAAAGUACGAGAUGAAACAAAAUGGCUGCCUCCUCCAGCUCAACAUUAAUGACCUCCAAACAGAAGACAGUGGAAGCUAUACUUGUCAAGCAGGAAGUGCAGAAACGAUGGCCACUUUGUCAGUGAAAGAGCUGCCUCCAUCAUUUGUGACAGACUUACAAAGUAUGGAGAUGGAGGAAGGAGGUUCUGUCUCUCUGACAUGUGAGCUGUCUAAACCUGGAGUGGUAGUGCACUGGAAGAAGAACAGACUGCCUUUGAGGGCCAAAGGGAAGUAUGAGAUGAAACAAAAUGGCUGCCUCCUUCAACUGAAAAUUAUUGACCUCAAACCAGAAGACAGUGGAAGCUACACAUGUCAAGCAGGGAGUGCGGAGACCAUGGCAACUUUGUCAGUGAAAGAGCUACCUCCGUUGUUUGUGACUGACUUACAAAGUAUGGAGGUGGAGGAAGGAGGUUCUGUCUCUCUGAGAUGUGAGCUGUCCAAACCUGGAGUGUCAGUGCAAUGGAAGAAGAACAGACUGCCUUUGAGGGCAAACAAGAAGUAUGAGAUGAAACAAGAUGGCUGCCUCCUUCAGCUCAACAUUAAUGACCUCAAAACACAAGACAGUGGAAGCUACACUUGUCAAGCAGGAAGUACGGAGACUGUGGCCACUUUGUCAGUGAAAGAGCUGCCUCCAUCGUUUGUGACAGACUUAGAAAGUACGGAGAUAGAGGAAGGAGGUUCUGUCUCUCUAAGAUGUGAGCUGUCCAAACCUGGUGUGUCAGUGCAAUGGAAGAAGAACAGACUGCCUUUGAGGGCAAACAAGCAGUAUGAGAUGAAACAAGAUGGCUGCCUCCUUCAACUCAACAUUAAUGACCUCAAAACAGAAGACAGUGGAAGCUAUACAUGUCAUGCAGGAAGUGCAAAGACUGUGGCCACUUUGUCAGUGAAAGAGCUGCCUCCAUCGUUUGUGACAAACUUACAAAGUAUAGAGAUCGAGGAAGGAGGUUUGGUUUUUCUAAGAUGUGAGCUGUCCAAACCUGGAGUGUCAGUGCAAUGGAAGAAGAACAGACUGCCUUUGAGGGCCAACAAGAAGUAUGAGAUGAAACAAGAUAGCUGCCUCCUUCAGCUCAAUAUUAAUGACCUCAAAACAGAAGACAGUGGAAGCUAUACAUGUCAAGCAGGAAGUGCAGAGACUGUGGCCACUUUGUUAGUAAAAGAGCUGCCUCCAUCGUUUGUGACAAACUUACAAAGUAUAGAGAUGGAGGAAGGAGGUUUGGUUUCUCUAAGAUGUGAGCUGUCCAAACCUGGAGUGUCAGUACAAUGGAAGAAGAACAAGCUGCCUCUCAGGGCCAACAAGAAGUACGAGAUGAAACAAGAUGGCUGCCUCCUUCAGCUCAACAUUAAUGACCUCAAAACAGAAGACAGUGGAAGCUAUACAUGUCAUGCAGGAAGUGUAGAGACUGUGGCCACUUUGUUAGUAAAAGAGCUGCCUCCAUCGUUUGUGACAAACUUACAAAGUAUAGAGAUGGAGGAAGGAGGUUUGGUUUCUCUAAGAUGUGAGCUGUCCAAACCUGGAGUGUCAGUACAAUGGAAGAAGAACAAACUGCCUCUCAGGGCCAACAAGAAGUAUGAGAUGAAACAAGAUGGCUGCCUCCUUCAGCUCAACAUUAAUGACCUCAAAACACAAGACAGUGGAAGCUACACUUGUCAAGCAGGAAGUGCAGAGACUGUGGCCACUUUGUUAGUAAAAGAGCUGCCUCCAUCGUUUGUGACAAACUUACAAAGUAUAGAGAUGGAGGAAGGAGGUUUGGUUUCUCUAAGAUGUGAGCUGUCCAAACCUGGAGUGUCAGUACAAUGGAAGAAGAACAACCUGCCUCUCAGGGCCAACAAGAAGUAUGAGAUGAAACAAGAUGGCUGCCUCCUUCAGCUCAACAUUAAUGACCUUAAACCAGAAGACAGUGGAAGCUAUACUUGUCAAGCAGGAAGCACAGAGACCAUGGCCACUUUGUCAGUGAAAGAGCUGCCUGCAUUGUUUGUGACUGAUUUACAAAGUAUGGAGAUGCAAGAGGGAGGUUCCGUUUGUCUGACAUGUGAGCUGUCUAAACCUGGAGUGUCAGUGCAAUGGAAGAAGAACAGACAGCCUCUGAGGGCCAACAGGAAGUACGAAAUGAAACAAGAUGGCUGCCUCCUUCAGCUCAACAUUACUGACCUCAAACCAGAAGACAGUGGAAGCUACACUUGUCAAGCAGGAAGUGCGGAGACCGUGGCCAAUUUGUUAGUGAAAGAGUUUCCUCCAUCGUUUGUGACAAACCUGGAAAGUAUGGAGGUGGAGGAAGGAGGUUCUGUCUCUCUGAGCUGCGAGUUGUCUAAACCUGGAGUGUCAGUGCAAUGGAAGAAGAACAGACUGCCUCUGAGGGCCAACAGGAAGUACGAGAUGAAACAAGAUGGCUGCCUCCUUCAACUCAACAUUGUUGACAUCAAACCUGAAGACAGUGGAAGCUACACUUGUCAAGCAGGGAGUACAGAAACCACGGCUGCUGUUUCUGUGAAAGAGCUUCCUCCGUUGUUCAAGACAAAACUACAAAGUAUAAAGGCAGAAGAGGGAGCUACAGCCAUCUUAUGCUGUGAGUUGUCUAAACCUGCAGUAUCAGUGCAGUGGAAGAAGAACACAAUACCUCUAAAACCAAACAAGAAGUAUGAGAUGAAGCAGGAUGGCUGCAACCUUCAGCUUCAUAUUAAGGAGAUCCAUCCAGAAGACAGCGGCAGCUAUGCAUGUCAAGCAGGAAGUGCAGAGACCACUGGAACUGUAUCUGUAAAAGUAGCACCUAAGACCACCUCACCAAAUGAAGAACCUCCAACGAAAAUGCCACGACGAAGGGGCAGUGCCUCGACCCCUACACCUGAGAAUGGCGUAGAUGUUCAGCCUGUUCCUCCAGAGCCCAAGAAGAGGACAUUGCGAAAAGCAUCAAUCACAGUGUUAGAGCAAGAUACAGAACCCAUGUUUGAAAACAAACAGCCUGUACUGGUCUUUCAAAGAGAGAAGGAAAUCCAGAAUGUAAAAUCUCCAGAUAUAGACUUUGAAAUUGCUCAGAAUGAAAAACAGCAGGAGGACAAAAGUUACUGGGAUGAAGAGGUUUACAAAAGACCAGAUGCAUUACUUGAAAAGGAGAAAGACAUUGAAAAAGUUGACCUGAAGGAAAAAGAAACCGGAAAGCUGCAAGUGGAAAUUAGUCCCCCAGGCAAGAUUGGAGACAAUGUGGAAAAUCAAGGGAAACAGCCAUUUGAAUAUCUGGACAGAGGCCGAAAAGAGCAAGUGGAACCUUUUGAAGAGGCCAGUGAAAUUUAUCCAGAGACAGUGUUGUGGAAGAGAGUCGAGGAUGACAAGAUGACUGGGAAACCGCACAUUGGGAACAAAAUAACAUUGGAACAAGAAACCAAGUCAAUUGAGGAAAGUGAAGAUAAUUUGAAACCACUGGUGAGGUCAAAAGAAAAGGUUAGUGGAAGAGAGCCUCUUGAUAAUGUUAAAAAGGAAACAGAGAAGCUCUGUUUAACGACAUUAAAAACUGCAAUCAAUGUUUCUAAGGAAGGAGAUAAACAGAGAGAUUAUGUGAAACAACUAGAGACCACAGAGAGAGUAGAGGAGGUAAGAGUUCCGUCGCCAUAUCAGGAUAGCCAUUCCGUAGAAAUACUAAACAAAACUCAAGAUACAAAGGUUGGAUUUGGUCCUCCAAAGCCACCUGUGAGAUCAAAAAGCAAAACAAGGACAGGAAUAGAGAAACAGCAAUCAAGAGACACCGAGACAGAUCAAGAUGAGCAACUCUCAAGGAGUAUGCUGCCAACAUCUGAAGAUCAGCCACUAAUACAACCAGCAAGGCCUUUAAAAGAAGAUAACUCAAGACUGGAACACGGUCAGUCAGCACCGCCAGAUGCUGAAAUGGCUGAAAAACAGAAAACAGCUGAGAAGUCUAUGGUCACCAAACAGCAGAUCAAACAUCCGGUAAAACCCAUGAGGAAAGAACCCAAAGCUGACAAAGAAAUGGAUAAGGUAUCACUGGUAGAAAAUGAUGAAAAUCAAGUAGUGAAAAUGACAGAAGACAUUCCUCUCCUCUAUAUUUCUGAAGAUGAAACUUUCUCCGAAGCGUUGACAGAUAUCCCAGACAGCUACAGCAACGUUCAACCUCCUUGCUCUCUUGACCAAACAUCAACCCAGCCCUACAUCUUUCCUCCUGUUGUGGUUCUCCAGAAAACAGUCAAGGGUGCUUCACCAGAGACGUACACCAGCGCUAAAGAUGAACUACAAAUAAGAGAUGCUGCAGCCAAAGAUUUGUGUCCAGUCUUAAAAGAGGUCUUUAAAAACCAGUGUCCAGAUGUUGGUGGCACCCUCAGUCUAAUGUGUACUGUAGAAGGACAAUAUGACACAGUGCGCUGGCUCAAAGAUGGCCAACAAAUCAGUAGUGAUAAGCGUCAUCAAAUCAAAGCCACAGGGGACGGUGUAUGCUCUCUUGUAAUCACCAAACUGACCCUCACCGACAGCGGAAUCUACACAUGUGAGGUGGUCAAUAAAUAUGGAGUGACAUCCCACAAUAGUAACAUGACGGUGGUUCAACCCCAGCAGCCUACUUCAACAGUUCAAAGGCCCGUGCACCCAACAUUUGCCACCAUUACUCCCCUGCAACUGGCCCCGCCAAAGCCUGAGGAUGAAACCCACAUUCAAGAUCAGUUUUCGACCUCAGCUACUGAUGCCGAUAACUAUGUGGAGAAUGUUGAUGUCUCUUUGUGGGAGGCCUACAACCUGACUGAGCGAGACAACCAGAUGAGCCUACAAGAGAAAAGAGCAUCCUCUCUCAUCACCAGCAGUUCCAUGUCAAGCCCAUCUGAUUAUGAGACGGCUCCAGAUGGGAUGGAACCUAUAGAAAUCUCUAUUAAGACCACCCCACCGAGGGAGCUUCCUCAGGCAACAGACCAAAUACCGCCAAAGUAUGUGGAUGAAGAUUCCCAACCACUUAAAGACUUACUAAAGGUCAAAGGAGCCCACGAAAGUCGAAUGAGAACACAAUCGCCUAAACACAUAAGAGCCCACACACCGCUAGCUAGCACGGUGUCUGGUUCCGAAUCUGAAGGGGAAGAAGAUCAACACGAGACUUUUGAAAUGUACGUGGCUCGAGCAGACUGCAACCCCAACAGUGGAAGUAAGGACAGUUUUCUUCUGAAGGAGGGUCAAUAUGUGGAGGUCCUGGACUCUGUCCAUCCAGACAAAUGGCUGGUGAGGACCAAACCCACCAAAACCAACCCUGCUCGCCAGGGAUGGGUUUGUCCGGCCUACAUGGAGAAGAAGAGAAAGGAGACCCUAGCGCAAUUUAGAACACCUCAAGAGGAUCUUGAUGGCAUUGGUUCCACGGGGGAAGAGUACAGGAAGGCUUUAAGCCAGCUGAUCCAAGGCCUGAUCGACGGAGAGGAGGAGUUUGUGAAAGAGAUGAGGACGUUCAUUUCACAUCAGCUAAAGUACUUGGACUCGAGCCCUCACGUCCCCGUCAACAUCCUCAACCAGAAAGACAUCAUUUUUAGAAACAUAAAGGACAUCGUGGUUCUACACGAGAGCGGCAUUCUUCCCGGCCUGAGAGAGUGCGCUACAGAUGACGACGUCGCCAUGCGUCUGAUCAAGUACUCUGAAGACUUUGAAAAGUACAUCCACUACAUGGUGGGACAAGCACACGCCGAGGCCUGCAUCGCCGAUAAAUUGACCCAACAAUAUCUAAAGGAGUUACCAAGAUCUGGUAGCCCUGAUGCUCCUGUCAUGGAUGCCAUGACGUUCCUCCAAAGACCAAUUGAGAGGAUUCAGACCUAUCAAGCAUUACUAAAGGAGUUGAUUAAGAACAAGGCCAAAAGCGGUCAGAGCUGCUGUCUAUUGGAAGACGCUUUCUCCCUGGUGUCCUGUCUACCCUGGAGGUCGGACAACCUGCACCAGGCCUCCCUCAUCGAGAACUACCCUGCCCCCUUAACCGCCCUGGGAGAGCCUGUGCGACAGGGAGCCUUCACAGUGUGGGAGGAAGCUCCAGAAACCAAAACCACCUCAAGAGGGCACCAGAGACAAGUCUUUCUUUUCAAAGAAUGUAUCGUCCUAUGCAAACUGAAAAGAGACGCUAGUGAGACGUACACCUUUAAGAAUAAAAUGAAGCUGAAUGAUGUGGAGCUCAAGGAGACGACGCGAGGCGAUGAGAAGACGUGGGAGGUGUGGCACGAGCACAGGGGGUCGGUGCGCAGGUACACGCUGCAGGGACGCUCACCGCUCACCAAACUGUCUUGGCUCAAAGACCUGAAGGAGCUGCAGCAACGCGCCGUCCUGCCCGCUAACAGCCCGCCUGUGUUCAAAUCCCUACUGUCGGACUGCACAACCACGAUGGGACAGACCAUCAAACUGAGCUGCAAUGUCACAGGAACGCCUCUACCCCACAUCACUUGGCUCAAAGAUGGCCUACCUUUGGAAGACGAUCCUCGUCACAUCAUCACGGCCGAGCGCUCUGGCACGUGCAGUCUGGUCUUGGACAGCUUGACCGCGGAAGACUCGGGACAAUAUGUGUGCCAUGCAUCCAGCAGCGUGGGCAGCGCCGCCUCUCUGGCUACUCUUGUGGUGCAGGCUCCACCCAGAUUUGUCAGUCGGCUGGAAAGUUCUUGCCUGAUGGAGAAGGAGGACAUGGCCUUCACCUGUUCUACCCUGACCACUCCUUUACCCAGAAUCAGGUGGAUGAAAGACGGCCAAGAGUUGACCGACAAGCGUAAAUACCUCAUCUGGAAUGACGCCCGCAGCAGAGUCUUGUCCCUGACCAUCGUCGCCGCCACCCAGGCAGACGUCGGGCUGUACGAGUGCGAGCUGUCCAAUCAGCUGGGUUGCGUCAAGUGCAAGGCCGGCCUGUGCCCCGCCUACGUGGCCCCGGAUGAAGACCAGGCACAUGACCUGCCUCCUAAAGAUGCGGAAUCGGACGUUUGGUCGUCUUCGUUUGUGAAGAAAUGGCUACAAACAGAUGCCACGCCUUCUCCUAUUGCUAAGAUGAUUCUCCCGCCUACAUUUCAUGAGCAAGCUGAGCUUGGUAGCGUUGCAGAGGUUCCUCAAUCUGCACCUGCCGAGCCGCGCUACUUGGAGGAGGAAGAAGAAGAACUGUACAUCUCAGAGCAAAUGCAGGAAAUCACAGAUGUUCCUCCCUUGGUGCAAGUACCCCCCGAGGACGCCUGCGUGGAGCCCGGCCAGCGAGUUACUUUCACCGCCAUUAUUACAGGAAGGCCUACGCCACAGAUUCAGUGGUACAAGGACGGAGAGGAACUCCCGGCCAGUGAGAAUGUGGAGAUGGUGCGACAUGCUGCUCGCUGCUCAGUCACCAUAGUGUGUCCUGAAGGAGAGGACAGCGGCAUUUACACCUGCUUCUCCUACAACCACUCUGGACAUGUUUCCUGCCAGGCUCAGCUCACAGUGGAGGAAGGUCCACUGGGGUCUCAGGACAGAGAGGUGGAUCUCGGGAAGAGAAGGAAGCUGUUGGCUGUCUAUGACGUAGGAGAGGAAAUGGGAAGGGGAACAUUCGGGGUGGUGAAACGGGUCACCCACAGACGGACGGGCGAAGUCUUUGCCGCCAAAUUCUUACCCCUGCGUAGCAGCACCCACACCCGCGCCUUCCAGGAGAGGGACCUGCUUUCCCGUCUGGCUCACCCCAGGGUGGCUUGUCUGCUGGAUUUCUUCUGCACCAGACGCACUCUGGUGCUCAUCACAGAAAUCUGCUGCUCUCAUGGGCUUGUCGACCAUUUGUUACUUCGAGGAUUGGUCUCGGAGAAAGAGGUCCAGUCGUACAUGCAGCAGAUUCUGGAAGGCGUCGGUCACAUUCACAGCAUGAACAUUUUGCACCUGGACAUCAAACCGGAGAACAUCCUAAUGGUGUAUCCACCCAGGGAUGAAAUCAAGAUCUGUGACUUCGGCUUCUGCCAGGAAGUAGACACGUCCCGGCACCAGUACAGCAUGUUUGGUACGCCCGAGUUUGUCGCACCCGAGGUUGUUCACCAAGAACCCGUGAGUGUGGCCACGGAUAUUUGGUCUGUGGGUGUGAUGGCAUAUCUAUGCCUGUUGUGUCGAUGCCCCUUUGUGGGCGAGACAGACCGCGCUACGCUGCUGAGAGUGGGCGAAGGGACUCUAAACUGGGAUUCCCCGGAUGUUGGAUGUCGGAGUCCCGAGGCCCAGAACUUUCUCCGUAUUCUCCUUCAACCAGACCCAGAGAAGAGACCUUCUGCCUUUGAGUGUUUGAGCCACGAAUGGUUCCAGGAUGAAAAUGCAGCGGAAGACGCGGAUGAAAUUAACACCAAGAAUUUAAAAGUUUUCCUGUCGAAAAGAAAAUGGCAGCGUUCUUUGACUUGCAUUGGUUCCGUGCUCACAUUGAGACAAAUCCCAGAACUCCUGGAUGCUCCUCUCAGAUACACAGCAGUGACUGUCCCCCGUGAACCGCAGCAGAACAGCAGCAGCUCGGUUAGCAGCGGCUCAUCGUCCGAAUAUGAUGAGGCCGACUCUUGGGACUUCUUCCAGCACUGCAGCCCAACUGAAGAGGAGGAAGAAGAAACGGAGGACGACUACGAUCCUUUGAUGGAGAGAGCGCAGAUCCCGGAACAUUUUGCUAUACUUCGCCGAGGUCUCGAGGAGGAGGAAGAAGUGACCUUUGGGGAGGAAGAGGAUGAGGAGUUGGGUGGAAGUAGGAGCGUGUUAGAGCGGAGUAUGAGCAGGCAGUCUGCCGCAUCGUCAGAUGUGUCGUACCUACAAACUCCUCAGAAUGAACGAAGGUUCAGCAGGGGCAGUAGUCCGUCCCUCAACCUUUCCGAUGGAGAUGAGGGUUCCGGGAGUGAUGCGGGUCGAAUCCCUCGUGGCAGCGUGAUCCGAAGCACUUUCCACAGCACAUCCCAUCAACUGUCACCCAUGUCUGCCAGACACAUGACGCUACGAGACAAGUUCCAGGCCAAAAAACAGGAGAGAGGCCGCAAGCCACUCCGGAGAAGCCUUUCAGGGCGCCUCACAGAGCCUCUCAUAGAAUAUGUGGAAGAUGACACGGAGACCAACCGCAGCCAGAGACGGGGGUCCGUCCAACCCACUAUACACAAGUCCACUUCCUUUGACAGCUGCGUCAUCCUCCCCGAAACAAAUGUGCCACCUCAUAGGAGGAGCAGGUCUCUUGAUGAGUACUCUCGACGGUCCCCCAGUUCACCCAAGCGCUCAAAGCCAAGAGACGAAGAAGCUACUCAAAGUCUAAAGGAGGAUUUCACGGAUGAUGAAGUAGCAGGGAAGAAGUUGCUGGUUCUUCCGAGCCCUCGGCGACCCACAAGAAGAAAGGGUUCUAUUGCUCCUGUGCAUGGUACUCACACAGCAGGUGGUGUGUCUGGUCCCUUGACCCUUCUUGUUGGUGACAGAAUAGGCAGAAAGUUGGAUCCGGAGCAAUCAGAGGGAGAGGCCUUUGCUGGCUCCCAGGGUUCCUUGGCCGAGUCGUCUGCUUUGGAGCAUGGUGGCUCUGAGUCCUCCAGCAGACUUGGUUCUUAUGAGGAGCUCAGAGGGAGAUAUAGAUCAGAAGAAAGUGAAGGGUAUGAUGAUCCAGGAGAACCACUGAUUUCACCAUCCCCUCGCUCAUUUCAGGAACUCAAACCUAGAUUCCCCUGUCCUAAAGUCCCACCCCGCAACCGCACACGCUCCAACCCCAACAUAUGUCUCAUGCAGACAUCCCUAACACCUAGUCCGAGUCCUAGCCUCUCCUCUCUCCAAGCUCCCGAAAGGCCUCCAAGAUCUAAAGAUAAGAAAGAAGGCCUCCAGAGACAUGCUUCUGCACCAGCCCUUGAAGUCCAAACCCUCACAGGAAAAUCUCCAAAACUGGGAUUGCUCAGGCUCUUCCGCAGGCAGUCCUGGACCAGCCAUUCCAGCUCCGAGCUGGAGGCCGCGCAGUUAGGACCCACUCUAGGAGAGAUAAUGAAGCCAGACACACCGACCAUGUCGCUCAGAAAGAAAAUGAGAGCCUCAGCCUCAAGUCUUACCAAGCUGUUUUCAAGGUCUUCCAGCAAGGAGGAUCUGAGUAAAGGGCCAAUAGUUAAGAGCUCCAUCUCGCCUGAAAUUGAGCAUGGCCUUGCGAGUCCAAAAAAGAGGACCUCCAAGCGCUUGCCUUCUUUUAAGAUACCAGCAUUCAAAAAAGCCAAAGAUCUUCUAGUUCGUCCCAACAAGGCUGAGGUGAUGCAGUUAGAUGGAGGUGGAGUAUUGCUGGUGUGGAGGCCUGUCCAGUCUAGUGACCCUGUGACCUACUGCGUCCAGUACAGCACAGAGGGCGGAGACUGGACGGUCCUGUCCGAGGAUGUGACGGACAGCAGCUACGUAGCAAAGGACCUACCCAAGGGAGCUUCGUACGUCUUCAGGGUGGGCUGCAUCACCGAGACCGGGGCGGGACCGUUCAGUGAAGCUUCAGCUCCCAUUGUCAUGGCAACUCACCCCGAAGACGCUCGCAUUCCCCUCAUCCAGACCGAGCGCCUGGCGUCAAAGAUCACCGGGUCAGAAAGGAGUUACAACUUCCUCUCCGAGAUCAACAGGGGUCGCUUCAGCGUCGUAACCUUAUGUCGGGAUGCCGAGACCAGCCAAGUGUUUGCCGCCAAGAUCACUCCGUACCGGGCGGAGCAGAGACCGCUGGUGCUGAGAGAGUACCAGCUGCUGAGGAGGCUUCACCACACACACCUGGUGCAGCUGCACACUGCCUACAUCACCCCCGGCUACCUGGUGCUGGUGGAGGAGCUGUGUCCCGGCAAGGAGCUGCUCUAUAGUCUCGCUGCCAGAGAUCUGUACUCCGAGUCUAGCGUGGCCGAGCUGCUGGCUCAGAUCCUGAGCGCCGUGGACUACCUUCACGGCAGACGCGUGGUCCACUUGGACCUGAAGUCGGACAACAUGCUGGUGGACGACGGCAACCACGUGAAGAUUGUGGACUUGGGCUCGGCCCAGUGCUUCGUGCCCGGUCAGCCUCUGCACAUCGAGCACCUGCAGGGCCUGUCGGAGAGCAAAGAGCGCCGCAGCAAAGUUUAUAUUGUCCUUCCUAAAGCUCCGGAAAUCCUGGAGGGCCAAGGUGUCGGGCCCGAGACUGAUGUUUGGGCCAUCGGAGUUCUCUUGUUCAUUAUGCUGAGUGCCGACAGUCCCUUCCAUGCAGAACAUGGCUGGGAACAGGACAAGAACAUCAGGAAAGGAAAGAUCCAGUUUGGACGUUGUUACCCUGGUUUGUCCGAAGGAGCCUUGAACUUGAUGAAGACCAGCCUGAACAACAAAUCCUGGGGGCGACCCACGGCAGCCGAGUGUCUCCAGAGCGCGUGGCUGCGGGCCCAGCGGACACGCCCCUCCAAGGUGUGCUUCUCCACGGACAAGCUGAAGGCCUACCUGACGCAGAAGGAGGAGAAGCGAGAGCAGGUGCGCAGCAAGCUCCAGAGUCCCAUCUUCCAGCAGUAAAGUCUGGAAGCAUCUUCUCCUGACGCGUCUUAAAAAAAGCUACGUGAUGAUUUAUUUAUUUAUUACGGGCCAGUAAGUGUCAGGGAUGAUCCUAGCAGUCUGGUGGGAUAAAAAAAACACCACGUGUGACAAUUUGCAUUGCUGGAAAAUUAUUUUAGCUUUCCCAAACACGUGUCAAAAAUAAUUUAUUGUGCCCAACGGCUUGUUUUUGAUGAGUUUGAUGAAAUAAAUGCC